Messenger RNA from Nymphaea colorata (pocket water lily), 2343 nucleotides. RefSeq names its product cytochrome P450 734A1-like. The coding region runs from base 549 to 2183 and encodes 544 amino acids. NCBI's taxonomy places the organism in Eukaryota, Viridiplantae, Streptophyta, Magnoliopsida, Nymphaeales, Nymphaeaceae. The transcript is spliced from 5 exons. The record is from RefSeq and is a predicted model, not a curated record. Gene Ontology annotation, molecular function: oxidoreductase activity, acting on paired donors, with incorporation or reduction of molecular oxygen; iron ion binding; heme binding. Gene Ontology annotation, biological process: brassinosteroid homeostasis; brassinosteroid metabolic process.
GAAGCCGUGACACCUCAUUCCGAUAUUCCCAUUUCUUAUUAAAGCCACCGGAAAAAGGGAACUCGGAUGAACUGAGAUUUGCAGCCACCGGAAGAGAGAGAGUGGUGGGCCCGCUUUCAAUCUUGUCCUGUGGUUUUCCUGAUCCAACGGCAGCAGGUGCUCCGGCUCCUUGUUUAACGUGCACGAAAGCCACCACUCCUCGCCCCCAACUAUAUUACCUCUUCCUUUUAUAUAUUAUAUUAAGGCAGACGUUGUACCUCGCAGUUUAUGCCUAGUUGAGCUACGUAGCUCGACGGCGGUCCCAACGGCGCCGGCCUUGCUCUUUCCUCUCCCCUUCUCCGUCUCCUUCUAUAAGUAGCCCCUCCGCCUCCCGCUCUCUCUACUUCUCCCCCUCCCCCACAACAUCAAUUCUUCUGCUGGUGAGAGAGCGGAAGCAGUAGUCAGCGGCUCGGCAUUGGCCAGACCAAAGACAGAAGGGUGUAGAUUCUGUAGAACUUCGGCUCCCUGCUUCUCUCUGUUUACUUGUGUCUGUUUCUUUGGGGAGGGAGAUGGGGGAGGUGUUCUUCUUGUGGGUGGUGGUGGUUCUGAUGGGGUUGGGGGUGGGGUUGGUGAAGGCGUGGGCGGUGGUGUGGUGGCGGCCGCGGAUGAUAGAAGCCCACUUCGGGAAGCAGGGGGUGAGGGGUCCUCCCUACCGGCCGUUCGUCGGCAACGUCCGGGAGAUGGUCUCCAUCAUGCUUCACGCCUCCGCCCUCCCCAUGCCCCUCUCCCACAACAUCCUUCCCAGAGUCCUCUCCUUCUACCAUCACUGGAAGAAGAUCUACGGUGGCACGUUUCUGAUAUGGUUCGGGCCAACGCCGAGGCUGGCCGUCGCCGACCCCGAGCUCAUCCGCGAGAUUUUCUUCUCCAAAUCGGAGCUCUACGAGAAGUACGAGUCCGACCCUCUGGUUCGCCAGCUCGAAGGCAAUGGUCUCCUCAGCCUCAAGGGAGAAAAGUGGGCUGCCCACCGUCGGAUCAUCGCCCCAACCUUCCAUAUGGAAAACCUCAAGGCGCUGAUUCCGGCGAUCGGGCAGGCGGUCGUGCAAAUGGUUGAGGAAUGGGAGCGGGAGUCUCCGGAAUCGGAUUCGGGCGAGAGAGACAUCGACGUCUCGGAUCGUUUCCAGAGGCUGACGGGGGAAGUCAUCACCAGAAGCCUGUUCGGAGCGAGUAGCUACGAAGAUGGCAAGGAAGUCUUCAGGCUUCAGAGCCAGCAGAUGACGUUCGCCGCAGAGUCCUUCAACAAGGUCAUGCUGCCCGGAUACAGAUUCCUGCCGACGAAGCUCAACGCUCUGUCCCGGCGGCUCAACAGAGACGUCAAGAAAUCGCUGGCGGCGUUAAUACAGAAGAAGUACGCGGCCAUCAAGCAGCCGGGGAGGAACGACCCUGAGCUCAGCCAGGAAGAUGACCUGCUGGGGAGGAUGAUAGCGGCCAGCGAGCGGUCCGCCACUCUGUCGCCGGACAGCGGAAACGGCGGCGCCGCCGGCGCUAGGUUCACGGCGGAUGACAUCGUGGAGGAGUGCAAGGCCUUCUUCUUCGCAGGCAAGCAGACGACGUCCAACAUGCUGACGUGGACGACAGUGUUGCUGGCCAUGCACCCCGACUGGCAGGAGGCGGCACGUGCCGAGGUCCUCCAGCACUGCGGCUCACGUGCCGUCCCCACUAAGGACUCCAUACACAAGCUCAAGACGAUAAGCAUGAUCCUGAACGAGUCGAUGAGGUUGUACCCACCCGCGGUGGCGGCGAUACGCCGGGCCAAGUCCGACGCUAUGCUCGGCGGCUACCGGAUUCCGGCCGGCACGGAGCUCCUCAUUCCGAUACUGGCUGUCCACCACGACCCGAGGCUGUGGGGGAACGACGCGACCGAGUUCAACCCCGGGCGGUUCGCGGACGGAGUGGCGCGGGCGGCGAAGCACCCGAUGGCUUUCCUUCCAUUCGGGCUGGGGCCCAGGACGUGCGUCGGCCAGAACCUGGCCCUUCUUCAGGCCAAGAUCGUGCUCGCUGUCAUCCUCCAGCGCUUCUCCUUCCGGCUCUCCCCUUCCUAUAGGCACUCCCCGUCUGUGCUCAUGCUGCUUUACCCGCAACACGGUGCUCCAAUCUCCUUUAAGCCGUUGGAGCCUAGCCAUGGCAGCCGCCGCCGUUCCUCGUAGCAUCUCCGCCGCCAUGAUCUGCUCUUCUUUCUCCUGUCUUCUCCUUUUCCUGUAUGUAGUCCAAUACGUACAAUUUUUUUUUGUUUUGUAUACGACCUUGUAAUUUUCGAGAAAAUGUUUUCUACAGUAAUGAAUGAAUUCAUAAACCGUUGGGUGCCAA